This is a messenger RNA of Peromyscus eremicus (cactus mouse), 697 nucleotides long. It is a transcript of the gene Pgpep1l, whose product is annotated as pyroglutamyl-peptidase I like. The record is from RefSeq and is a predicted model, not a curated record. The coding region runs from base 1 to 630 and encodes 209 amino acids. Lineage: Eukaryota; Metazoa; Chordata; Mammalia; Rodentia; Cricetidae. The transcript has 4 exons. Gene Ontology annotation, biological process: proteolysis.
AUGGUGGAAGAAGAAAUCCAAUUCCUACAGGUUGUCCGCGGACCUCCACAUGUGAGCCAUGGCAUGAGGGAACUCUCCAAGCUGGGGUUAGGGGUGGACACUAACAUAGAACUGCGAACUCUGCAGCUGCCCGUGGAUUACAGGGAGGUGAGUCGGAGGCUCACCACAAUCUGGGAAGAUUUGCGACCACAACUUGUUGUGCAUGUGGGCAUGGACCCUUCCACCAAGGCCAUCUUUCUGGAACAGUGUGGCAAGAACCGAAGUUAUCGGGAUACAGAUAUACGAGGUUUCCAGCCUGAGGGUGGAGUGUGCCUCUCAGGUGGCCCGGAAGUGAUGCACUCUGUUGUCAGCAUGAAGGAAGUCUGCCGGCGUGUUUCUGUUGAGGAUGUCGAGGUGGCCUUUUCCCGAGAUGCGGGCAGGUACGUCUGUGAUUACACCUACUACCUGUCCCUGUACCUCGGAAAUGGGCACGCAGCGCUCAUCCAUGUCCCUCCACUGUCACACCGGCUCCCAGCCAGCCUUCUGGGCAGAGCCUUGCAAGUCAUCAUCCAAGAAAUGCUGGAAGACAGUGAGGUCCAGACUCCAAAGUACAGCACCCAAAGGGAAGCCGCAGGGGGAUGCCUCCUUUAGAGGAAGUGUUUCAAUCCUCGGUGGAAAAGCCCGCUGUGCUGUGGAGUCUCUGAAAGAGUGGCUUGUG